Colletotrichum acutatum is the source of this 1344-nucleotide messenger RNA. RefSeq names its product nuclear membrane fusion protein Kar5. The record is from RefSeq and is a predicted model, not a curated record. Lineage: Eukaryota; Fungi; Ascomycota; Sordariomycetes; Glomerellales; Glomerellaceae. Gene Ontology annotation, cellular component: endoplasmic reticulum membrane. The coding region runs from base 1 to 1344 and encodes 447 amino acids. The transcript is spliced from 4 exons. Gene Ontology annotation, biological process: nuclear membrane fusion involved in karyogamy; karyogamy involved in conjugation with cellular fusion.
AUGUGGUGCAGCGUACCGACAAUCCUCUUGGGAUUGCUGGCGGUUCGGGCAUGGAUCGACGGUGUCGAAGCUUUCUCUUGGGGAGGUGUCGAGAGAGCAGACGCCCCCAGGUCUGUGGAGGAGUAUCGGGUCAACCCAUCGGUUGUAAUUCACGGUGCAUCACGCUUGCCGAAUGUCUACGCCGUCGCCAUGCAGGAGCUCCAAGAACUCGAAUCAGAACCUCUCUGCCAUCGAAUCGCUGCCCGGCUCCUGGUCAACAAUUGCCAGCUACUGGAAGGCAAAGACGACGCCACCGUUCUGACCGACAGCGGCAGACAAGUCCGUGACUUUGUGGACUCCUAUGCCGCCAGUCUUGCUAUCUGUGAUCUGGAGAGGGGCAGUUUUGUCAUCCCGUCUGGAUGCGCACCGUUCAGGGAACGUUCUCUAGCUGAUCUGCCGACCUCGAAAGUUGCUCAGCUUCACGUCACACCUCGGCAGAUAGACUCGUGUCUCUCGGGAUUAGCCAAGUCCGGCUCUGCGUGGAAUACUUGGGUGAGCUACCGUCAUAAGGCUCUCAGAUUCUGCGAAGCUGCUCGCGCAGAUAAUGACAAAGCACAGAGCAUUCGUCUCUAUCAACGUCUCACUGAAGUCCUCUCCAAACUCUCUGAGGGAGUUGAAAAAGAGCUGGAAGCCCACCUACACGCAAUUAACUUGAGAGCAGCCGAGACUACAGAGCAGCUCCGCCAGAUGAAUCCAGACAUCGACCAGUUGCGAAACAGCUUACAAGAUCUUGACAGAUUUGUUUCUCAAGACGUGAUGCAGAUGGCACAGGCAUCAAAUUCUGCGAUGCGAGGCGGCCUCGAGGAUGCCAAGAACCUGCAGCAGCUGUUGACAGUGCUCUUCAAAACGGUCCUUAGCAGCAACGCCGAGGUUGCAGCAUCACAUGAGAUGGCACUGACAGACUUCAAAGAACGAACUGGCGAUGAGGUCGCGGUGGUCAUGGCUGCGCUCGCAACAGCUGUAGCAUCGUCUAAAUUCCUUCAUGACCAGUUGGGACUGGAAAAACUCCUAGACAUUACCGACGACAUUUCUUCGAAAUACGAAUCGCACUCUGAGAAGCUUUCACACGUGAACCAGGUUUCAGGAGACCUGCUGGGUACACUUGAAAAUAUGGCAGCGUCGACAUCAGAAGUUCGCGGUUCUUUCCAUCGACCAGGUUGGACAAGUUGGGUGCCAUAUGUGGCGUGCCCAGCCGCGUCUUUGCUCAUGGGAUCUUACGGUCUUCCACCAUCAGCCGUGAGAAACCUCGGGCUAAUUGCGCUCGGUAUGGAUAUGACACAUUACUUUGCAGGAAAAGGAUACUGA